This is a messenger RNA of Oppia nitens, 1256 nucleotides long. RefSeq lists its product as uncharacterized. Bases 93 to 1253 code for a protein of 386 amino acids. The record is from RefSeq and is a predicted model, not a curated record. The transcript is spliced from 2 exons. Lineage: Eukaryota; Metazoa; Arthropoda; Arachnida; Sarcoptiformes; Oppiidae.
UUGCAUAAACUAGAAAAACGACUCAUUUAUUGUUUUAUUGAAUAAAGUUGUUAUUAAGUCUAUAUUAGAGAAGUGUUUGUUUGCUUAAAAUAAUGGAGCAUUUGAUUUCAUUGAUAUUACUAUCUGUAAUAUCGAUGACAUCAUGUGUUCUUCCAAUUGCUGAACCAUAUAUUGAUGGCAAAGGUUAUGGUCCGUAUGGCUAUAACGAACCGGCCGUUGUGUAUAAAGAAGCUGUAGUACAACCUACAGUUGUGGUCAAAGAUGCGCCUGUAGUAUACAGACAGCCUGUUGUUGUAAAACAGUCGGGUAUUGUAUCAAAAGGAGGGCCUAUAAUAUUUAAGAACCCUAUUCCUCCACCAGUCGUUAUCAAUCAAGCCUAUAGCUCACCAGUUGUUACCAGAGAAGCCUACGCCGAGCCUUAUGCUGUCAAACAGGCAUAUGCAGCACCGGUUGAUUAUCAUCAAGGACCAAUACCUGAACCAAUUGUCUACAAAAAUGUUAUUGCUGGACCAGCUGCCGUUAAACAACUUUAUGCCGAACCAUUUGUGACCAAACAAGUCUAUGCCGAGCCAGUUGUGGCCAAACAAGUGUAUGCCGAGCCAGUUGUGGCCAAACAAGUAUAUGCCGAACCAUUUGUGACCAAACAAGUAUAUGCCGAACCAUUUGUGACCAAACAAGUAUAUGCCGAACCAUUUGUGACCAAACAAGUAUAUGCCGAACCAGUUGCAGAACCAGUUGUUGUCAAACAAGUUUAUGCCGAACCAAUUAUUACCAGAAAAGCUCCAAUUGUUGGAUAUAAUGAACCAUUGGUUUAUAAAGAUGCAGUUAUGUCUGUAUAUAGACAACCAAUAUACCAUAAGUCGUCACACGGACCGGGCUAUCAUUAUGUUGAAGCCGACGGUUCAGUUAUUUGGGAUAAAUACGGCAUUUGUGGACCAAAACUCAUACAUUGUACUCAAUUGAAAUUAAAUGCAAAAUCCUAUUUCCCGCACGCAUACGCCGGGUAUGGAUAUGGAUUACAAGAGCAUAGUUUAGGAUAUACUAGAAAAUUGGAUUAUAAAAUACCUGUUCCCGAACCCAUUAUUACAACUGUGACGACUACUAUAUCAAAAGAUUAUAAUUCUGGACUGGCUUUAGGUGAAGAUCAUUGGAAUCAUUUAGGAUGGGGUGGUGUUGGCUAUGGAUUGGGUGGUAUUGGUGUCGGACACGACUCUUAUGACUUGUAUCUGAAGAAAAAGAAAAAGAAGAAAUAAGUC